AUGGACCAGCCAGAUAAUCAAGAUGCUCUUAUUAAAAUCAAGGAACAGAUCAGAAAACAGGACCAAUCAAUUAAAAUAUCCUUUUUACCGAAUCAGGUCUUCCUCGGAAACCACACUUUGGAAUUGGCGGCACCAGAGAUUACAAUCUCAUACAACAGAAGAAAUAAGCUUUCUUUGCGUGUGAGUUUUGCUGCAGAUCCUUCAAUCGGCUACAAACAAGUUCAUGCAUUUCUCUCAUUAGCGUUCAUCGAUCGGAUUUCGCUGAUGGACGAGCAUCAAGAGUUAUCUCCAGUGAUUAUUAUACACUUGACAAACGGUGGAUUUGAAAAAUUAUGUCACAGGCUAACUGGUUUGAAAGAAGUCGUCGAAGGUCCACACAAACGAAACAAAAAUUCGGCGAAAAGUUUGAUAUUCGUUUUGUCUCCAUUUACUGCUGACCCAGAUACUAUUGUCAAAAUAAUAUAUGCCGACAAGAACGAGAUAAAUGAUCGAUUCUUCGAGUUUGAAGUUGCGAAGAGUAUUUUCAAAAACGAGAUUGCUUCAGUAUGGUCGCAGUACUUCGUCGAGAAAGUGGCACGUCAUAGGGAAUCGCCUGUUUCUAAAAAUGGGAGUAAUAUCCAAGUAGUGGAGAGUAGAUGGUGGUCUACGUUCUUGAGCGACGUAGGUCUCAUAAAAGACACGCUCAACGAGACUGGAUUUGCAAGAUAUAAAAAAAAUCUUGGCCAUUCAAAAAACCACAAACUGCCUAUUCAUGUAAACAGUGAAGAAUACUCGAAGGGAAAGGCAGCAAGAAUACCAACUGAAACUCCGCAUCCAGAAGCAGUCACAGACCCUAAGAAAAUCAGCAAAAAGAGGAAAUUGUUGGAAAAUGAUAUCCACAAGCAUACGUGUUGGUUAAACCGCGAAGGUUGGGUGCCAGACUUUGUGGAACGUGCUAAGAAGGUUGCAAUGUCUCACAAUUUCGGGAAUCGUGAUACAGGACAAGGAGCAUUGGUCUUUAAGAAUGAGAUUCCGAUCGGGGACACGUUGAGGGUUAGUUAUCAGAACAUGGAAACAGCACCCGAAGAACUAGUUAUUCCGGUGUUCGAGCAUGAUGACACGUAUGAAGUCGAAAAAAACAACUGCGAAAACGAAAACAUUCUUGCAAAGCAAAAAAGUUUCGAUGAAGCUAUGGACUUCAAUGGUUUAGUUCUUCAAGACAUCAAUUCCCUACAUUUAACGCCACAUCAAAACCUGCUAUCUUCUCACCCAUACAACCAUGUGGGUUCUGAGGCAAAUGAUGUGGAUAUUGUUACUGCAUCGAUGAGUCACUUAGGAGAAGAGUCAUAUAAUUUCAAUACGAAUAAUUACACGGCAGUCUACAAUCAAAAUUGGCCGCUCCAACAGGCUCAAUACGGUACCAACAACCAACUGGGUGAUGUCAUGCAAUUUCAGAGUCCUUCUCUCAUCCAGAACCAAUUAUCUCAGGAAGACAAAGAAUUAUCAUCGUCUAAGAAAAAUGUUCCUCGGCGAGAAUCAACGACACCGCCACCAAGUGUCUCGGUCAAAGAAAAACGUACAGUCGACACGAUUGCAUUAGGAAAUGAAAGACUAUUCCAAUUCCCACCUGCAGGGGUUGAAUCUCCCGGAAAGGAUCACAUAACAGUUGAAGUCAAGGAUGUACGGACUCUAGAUCGUAAAGAGUUCAUUAAUGACAAUGUAAUGGGAUUCAUGUUAACCUACAUUUGGUGUUAUAUGAUCGAUGAGGAAUUAAAGAAGAAAGUUCACAUGUAUAACACAUUUUUCUACUCCAACUUAACGAAAGGUCUUCCACCUCUUUGUUACUCCCAGCGCAAGCCAAUCACUGCUGACAACGAGAGCAUCUUAAAAGGCGGAAUUCAGCGUUGUGCUCGUUGGACAAGAUCAAUGGAUCUCUUCACCAAAGACUAUAUUAUCAUUCCUAUCAACGAAGAUCUUCACUGGAUGGUUAUUGCAAUCAUAAACCCAGCAGGCGCAAUUGUCGAUAUGUCCGAUGAAGAAAAUUCAAGAAACGCUCCAAAGACUUACAUGUUGUUUUUCGAUCCGCUGAGCGGCCUCGAUCCAAGUAGACGUAAUCAUAUGUGCUAUUGCGUUAAGAAAUUUGUUCUCGAGCUGUAUGCAAGUACAAAGGCUCCUGGAAAAAAAUUUGCAUCAGGGAAACAAGAAGUUUGCGACGAAACAAGAAUUAUUGAUAUUCGCCCGAAUAACGCUCCAAUUCAAGAUAAUUUCUACGAUUGCGGGUUGUAUGUACUACACUUUGUCGAGGGACUCUUUUGCAGCCCCAAACGUCCCGUAACUGUCAACGAUUUUCCGGAAUUCGAUUGGUCUGAAUUUUAUCCAGAAGCUCACAAAAUGUGUGAUGUGAUGCGUGACAAAGUAUACAAUUUGAUUUUGGGACAGUCAAACAAGCUAGCACGAAGCCGUCUUUCUCUGUUCGAAAAAGCAUGUAAAGUGGGACUCUCCAGGGAAGGAAAACUUCGUAAAUCACGUCGUCAUAGCGCUGCUGAUCAUCGCCGUAUCCCGCGUCAUGAGGAUCACUACCCACGUCAUUUCUCGCUAAAUCCUCCGAAUCGAAACGUGAUUCUUGAUGAUCCCACUUUCACGAACCCACGGGCAUUGGCUCUUAUGCCAUUAACUCAGCGGGUUCGUAGUCUUAGAAUUCCUGAAGAAAACUUUCCCAUCGCUUAUUAG
Messenger RNA from Caenorhabditis remanei, 2709 nucleotides. RefSeq lists its product as uncharacterized. The coding region runs from base 1 to 2709 and encodes 902 amino acids. The record is from RefSeq and is a predicted model, not a curated record. Lineage: Eukaryota; Metazoa; Nematoda; Chromadorea; Rhabditida; Rhabditidae. Gene Ontology annotation, cellular component: nucleus; cytoplasm. The transcript is spliced from 15 exons. Gene Ontology annotation, molecular function: SUMO-specific endopeptidase activity. Gene Ontology annotation, biological process: protein desumoylation.